Apus apus (common swift) is the source of this 5206-nucleotide messenger RNA. RefSeq names its product GTP-binding protein 2-like. Gene Ontology annotation, biological process: viral process. NCBI's taxonomy places the organism in Eukaryota, Metazoa, Chordata, Aves, Apodiformes, Apodidae. Gene Ontology annotation, molecular function: zinc ion binding; nucleic acid binding. The coding region runs from base 2325 to 4010 and encodes 561 amino acids. The transcript has 2 exons. The record is from RefSeq and is a predicted model, not a curated record.
GGCCGGGCCUUCGGCCCCCGCGGUCCGUCACCCGCCGAGGGGGCUCCCGCCGUCCCGGGGCCUGGCGUCGCGGCGCCCCGCGCCGGUCCCGGGCAGGGCCGGGGGCUCCGCUGCUGCGGGGCCGGAGGGACGGAGCCCGCCGAGCUGCGCGGUGCGACGCGGGCUUCCCGCGUCCGGCAGCCCCUGCACGGGGAGGUUGCGCAUCGGGCUGAGGGCACCUUCUGGGGACGCUCGGCCGCGGGUCCCGCGGUGCUGGUGCGGGCUGAGCCGGCAGCCGCGGCGUGCAGAGCGGAGCGUCCUCCUGCCCCGCUCUCUGCUCCGGUGCUGGCCGUGGCGGGGCUGGUGCCCCCGCUGCCAGCGAGCUCCCUGCCUGGCCCCCCAGCCCAAGUCCCUCGGUGGUGUCUUCCUGCCUGGCGUCCCUCUGUGCGGGCUCUGCUGCCUGGGGACCAAAGAGCUUCGGAAAUGAAGCCUUGCUCGACUCGCCGUCCCGAGCAGCCCGUUGGCAUCUCUCCCGGAGAGCCGAUCUGGUGGGCGUAAGCCCCUUUCCAGCUGCCAAACUCAAGUGACUCCCUGCCCAGGUAAUCUGGCAAAUACCUUCUUGCGUGGAGAUGCAGAGGCUGCUGACAGAGUGCGAAGCAGUGUAAGGCUGUCGCUGCAGGGAGCAGGACGUGGCCCGGGAGCCGAUUGCUUGGCCCCACUCCGUGAGCUUUCUGUAAAACCCUGAGGAGCCUGUGCUGGGCGGGAGCCGUUCCGCCACAAGGCAGGGCUGUGACUCUUGGCAGGAAGGGAGACCAGCACUUUGCCACUGUUAGAUCUUCUCCAUGGGCAGGACCGUCCCCGGCAGCCGCAGCUGCAUUUUUGUCCCUUUCAGCUGGAGGCUGGACAGCCCCCUGUGGUUUCAGCACCGCUUCCUGUCCUUGGCUGCACUGUGCGGUGUGUGGCCCAGCAAGUCUGGGCUUGUUGCUUUUCUAGUCUCGGUUGCCGGGGAAGAGACCCACACCCUUAUUUAGAGGACAGCACAGUAUACGAGUGUAGUGUUUUUCUUAGAGCUGGAAAGCUGGUAGAUGGAAAGAGGAAAACCUUCUGCAAGUAUGCCUCUUUCACUGCACAGCUGUACUGCCUGAGAGCUGAUCUGACAAUUCAGAGCUUUCCUCUCUUGGUGUUUUGCCACCAUAAGCACCGCUGCGGUUAGGAGCUGAGCUAGAAGGCAAGAAGAGGGCUGUUGCCUCUUCUGACAUGCAAAUUGGUGUCCAGAGGAAAAGGAAGUGCUUAGGCCCUCAGCUGAAUCUGCCAGAGCAAUUUAGCUUCCUGCAGGCUCCAGCCCUUUCUCGGUGCUCUUGAGGCCAAAUCAGUUGGAAUGUUGCUUCAGUAUUCACUACACGUUCUGUUCAGAAGCUGGAGCCUGUGGUAGUUGGAGUGGGCUUGGUGAAUACCUGAGGCUUUCUGGUUUGGGCUACGACAAUCCCAGGCCAAACUUCCAGGCAAGUGUGCAGCUUGCUGUACUUCAGAUAAGUUAGUGGCUUGCUUUCUUACGUUUGUAGCCUUCUCUCUUGCAGAGAGAAGCUACGCAAGGAUAUGAGGAGCAAUCAAUGAAAAAAUAAUAGAGGGAGGGUAUCAGUGUGCAGGAGAGGAGACAGCGAGUUUUCUUCCCAGUCCCCUGCUUCUGUGCAUAUUGAAUAAGUGGAAGCUGCUGGUGGGAGUGGAAUACUGUAGGUGGGUGGCAGUGUGGGUCGUGCAUCGUUGAGGGGGAAGACUUUUAAUCAUCUGCUGGUCUGUGCCUCUUUGAAACUGGAACUCUCACUCUGUGACUGUUAGCCUAGCCCUAUUCUUUGCUGGCAGUAAAAAUAAAAUCCCCCCCAAGCAGUGUUAUCCCCUGUGUCACUCUGUUUUAUUCUCUAGUUUUUGUCAUGUGGGAUGCAAACAGCAGGAACAAACCUGAAGUAAGUUCCAGUUAAAUGCAGGAAUGAAUGACCAGGAGGCUGUGACCUCACACAGCAUAUUUCUGCCAUUUCCCCCCUCUCUGAAACUGUCAGCACAAGCUGCAGAGUAUCUGGGCAGGUGAUGCCUACAGAAGUCCCUGCUGACAUAGCAUCUGACCUUUCUGUUUUGUUUCAUUCUCUGACCAGGCAGAAGAUGGGAACAUCGAGUACAAGGAGAAUGACCAUGGCAGAGCGACGAGGUGGUUCGGGUCCUUAAGCAGCGGGGACGGCGAAAUAAGCACCGAGAAGGAGGGGGUGCCGCGCCCUGGGUGACCGCAAAGGCGAGCCCGGCCGAUACGUGCUGCCGAGACCUUGUAAGGCUGCAACAGCGCUGACGAUUUAAUCAUGGAAAGGCAAGCAGCAUAUGAUUUAUUUUCUUGCUUUUUAGAAAAGCGUGGGAUUAAGGGUAUAGAUGUUAAGAAGGAACUCCCUGGGUUGUUAGCUUAUGGGUAUGAUAAGGGGCUCUUUUUGAACCCCCACACAGUACACGAGUUACAGGAAUGGCGUAAAUUUGGGGAUAAGCUAUGGGAGGCUACUUUAGAGGAUGAUAAGACUGCUAAAAGAUUAGGCAAGUUAUGGAAAGUUGUUCACAAUGAGCUUUUGCAACAUCAGGCUGAAAAGAAGGCAGCGCAACAGGCUAAUGUGGCACAAAGUAAAAACAGAGACUAUAGCGGCUGGUCUGAGUGUCCGUUACCCCCAGCGACAGCCACGGUUACGCUGCCACCGCCUGCCCCUGCGUCUUCCCCGCCUGCCGACUCGGCGAGGCCAACUGCUCCCCCAGAGCCAUGGCCAGGGGGCCCCCAGCUCCGCGGUGGCAAUGAGCCGAUCCCUGGGGUGGAGAGCGACCUAGCGGAGGCCAUUGCGAAGGAGCGCAGGGAGGCUUGGGCUGCACUGGCAAAAGAUUGCAUGGAAGCAGGGGAUAGUGGGGCAUUAGGGGCUGCGCAAGAUGUAGCCUGCCCAGUGAUGUAUACGCCGCUGGCUGGGGGAGGAUUACAAGCCGCUAUUACGCCUCUGGAUUGGAAACUUUUAUCUCAAUUACGAGCCACUGUUAGUCAGUUUGGUGUUAAAAGUGAACCAGUAAAGCAAAUGCUAGAUUAUAUUUGGGGAACUCAGCUGUUGUUGCCGGGUGACUGCAGAGCAUUGGCUAAGCUGAUUUUUUCACAACAUCAACAACUCCUCUUUAGUGCCCAUUGGCAGGCAUUAUGUCAGCAAUGCACCCAAGUGCAACGGCCACUGGGAGACCCCUUACACGGUGUCACCUUAGCCGAGCUGAUGGGUUUAGGUGCAUUUGUGCGGACUGAGGCUCAAGCAUUACUUGGCCCUGAUAAGUGUAGGGAAGCUAUGAGGCUAGCCCGGGAGGCCAUGGAUCUAGUGAAGGAGCCAGGGGGAAUUCCAUCCUACAUGGGAAUCAAACAAGGAAAAGACGAGGCAUUUGGCAGUUUUAUAGAUAAAGUUGCUAGUGCCAUUGAACGAGCUGGGGUCCCUGACUAUAUGAAAGGUGCAAUGUUAAAGCAGUGUGCGACCCAAAACAGUAAUGCAGCAACAAAAAAUAUAUUGAGCACCUUAGGGUGGGAGUGGAUCAUUGAACAAGCCCUUGAGCGCCUUUCCGGUGUACCCACAGGUCCCCAAGCCAUGCUAGUAGAGGCAAUCAAAGAGCUAGGGGCAGGAUUACACAAACAAGCUGAGGCAGUGCAGACUCAGGUGUUAGCUGCUCUUGCACCCCUACAAGCCUCUGCGAUCACUGGUGUAAAGGCUCCAUCUAACGGCCGAAUAAGGUGUUAUCGCUGUGGAGGAAUGGGUCACAUACGCCGGGAUUGUCAAGCCACCAGCCUGUGGUGUCAAAAGUGCCGCGUCGAUUCCCACAACACGGGCGCUUGCCGACGCCGUCCGGGAAACUCCAAGGGCAGCGCGAACAAAGCCAACAGCAGCCACGCUCAGACACAAAUAGCUGCAGCCCAGCAACAGGCACCGGUACCCUCCUACGGCCCGCCACCGCCGGGAGCCUCGGCCUGGACCUGGCAGCCGCAAUAACCGUCUCAUUGAUGACCACUAGACCCGAGAAAGUGCCAACAGGGAUACAAGGACCUAUCAUAAUCCAAGGACAAGCUGUGGGUGCUUUGCUUUUAGGGCGUUCUUCGGCAUCAAUGAUGGGACUGUUUGUAUUGCCAGGAGUAAUUGAUGCUGAUUAUACUGGAGAAAUACAAAUGAUGGUAUACACCCCUUUUCCACCGUUACGGAUACAACAGGGCCAAAGGGUGGCUCAGCUAAUUCCACUUCCACAAAUGACAAAACCUCUAGCGCCACGACAAGCGUCAGAAAGGGGAGCGUGAGGGUUCGGCUCUACUGGAGGGUUGACGUUGUUAACCCUAGAUCUAACCGACAGGCCGAAGCGCAUCAUACAACUGGAGUUUCAAGGAGAAAAGAAAACCCUCCAAGGACUAUUGGACACUGGUGCAGAUUCCAGCAUCAUUACCCCAGAAUGUUGGCCCCAACAUUGGCCACUACAAGCAUCAAUGUCAACGGUCACCGGAGUGGGUGGGUUGACCCUGGCCAGGCGAUCCCCCACCUUGCUGGUAACCAUCGACAAGAAGACAAUGAGGACUUUUGUUUUAACAAUUAUAGGUGUUCUUGUUGUUUCGGGAGUUGCCGUAUGGGUCCCAGCUCAACCAAAAGAAAACAUAUGGGUCACUCUAGCCAACAAAACAGGUCAAGAGGCAAUAUGCCUAUCUUUGUCCUCGCCAGGUAACCCUUUUUCUACAUGUUUAGUAGGCGUGCCUUUAGAUGACUUUCCAUGUCCUCAGGAUCCCAUCCCCUUUUGUGUGAAGAAUAAUUCUUAUGCAGAUUUUUGGGACAUGAUAGAGCCCCGCUUUUCAUUAGCUUUUUUAGAGCCUCAGGAACUAGAACUGUUGGGAUCAAUUCAGGCUGAUUUUUUAAUUGGUCAAGUAAGGAUCGAGCUGACAAUAUAGUGAAUGUGAACUCUUCUCUCCCUGUGUAUAGAAAUGCUUCUGUCUGGUGUAAUUAUACCAGCCGAAAUAUAUCCCAUUCUUCUAACACUCCCAUACAACUGCCACCAGGGAUAUUCCUUAUCUAACUACAAUAUAACACUAACUACAAUAAUGUAAUCAAAGGUGUGGUUAACAUUAAUAGCUAGCCAAUGGUGAGCUUAGCUUUGCACUAUGCUAUGAGCUUCAUUAUUGAGAGUAUAAAUACUGCCUGAUUGGAGUCAA